GAGAGAGACGUGGCCGUAGUGGAACCCCUUGUUUACGUUGGCUGCAGUGUAGAAUGCCAACCGCCCAAUGGCAUAAGAAGCAGCGGCGAGCUCCAUUUCCUCUUUCCCUCGUCGUUUGGCCAUGGAGUCCAACGCCCUGCUCUGGUUCCGGAAGGGGCUGCGGAUCCACGACAACCCCGCCCUGGACUACGCGCGCCGGGAAUCGAACAACCUCUUUCCCGUCUUUGUAAUCGACCCCCGCUACCUCCAUCCUGAUUCCUCCGCCUUCUCCCUUGGUUCUACUCGGGCCGGCAUCAACCGCAUCCGCUUCCUUCUCGAGUGUCUCUCGGACCUCGACUCUAGCCUCCGCAGGCUCGGUUCCCGUCUCCUCGUUCUCAGGGGAGACUCUGACCCAGCCUCGGCCAUUUGCAGAAUCGUUAAGGAAUGGAAGAUCCGGAAACUCUGCUUUGAAUAUGACACGGAACCAUAUGGUCAAGAGCUGGACAGAAAAGUUAAGGAUUUUGCCUCAAAACACGGAAUCGAAGUGUUCUGCCCAGUUAGCCAUACCCUUUUCAAUCCAGCGGAUGUGAUUGGGAAGAAUGGAGGAAAACCACCUUUGACAUAUCAAUCAUUUAUAGCACUUGCGGGGAAACCUGAGGGCCCACUUGAAGUGACAUACUCCAAGCUUCCUCCUGUGGGAAAUGUUGGAGAAUCUGAAUUGCUUACUGUUCCAACAAUUGAGGAACUUGGCUACAAGGAAACGAUAGAGGAAGAGUUUCCUCCAUUUCAAGGCGGUGAAUCAGAGGCUCUUCGGAGACUUAAGGAAGUUCUUAAAGACAAGGAAUGGAUAGCAAAUUUUGAGAAACCAAAGGGUGAUCCAUCUGCCUUUCUGAAGCCAGCAACUACUGUUUUGUCCCCGUAUCUGAAAUUUGGUUGUCUUUCUUCAAGGUACUUUUAUCAACGCCUUCACAAUGUCUACCAAAUUGUUGGGAAGCACACAUCCCCUCCGGUUUCACUUCUUGGUCAGUUACUAUGGCGUGAAUUUUUCUACACGGUGGCCUUUGGAACUCCAAAUUUUGAUCAGAUGAUUGGAAAUAAGAUAUGCAAACAGGUUCCUUGGAGAGAAGACGAAGCUUUGCUUGUAGCUUGGAGAGAGGGCAGGACUGGAUAUCCCUGGAUUGAUGCCAUUAUGAUACAGCUUAAGAAGUGGGGAUGGAUGCACCAUCUGGCGCGGCAUUCUGUUGCGUGUUUCUUAACACGUGGUGAUCUGUUUAUCCACUGGGAAAAAGGACGUGAUGUUUUUGAGAGAUUACUUCUUGAUUCUGAUUGGGCAAUUAACAACGGUAAUUGGCUAUGGCUUUCUAGUUCAGCCUUUUUUAACCAGUAUUACCGCAUCUACUCUCCAAUAUCUUUUGGGAAGAAGUAUGAUCCUGACGGAAAAUAUAUCCGACAUUUUAUCCCUGUGCUAAAAGAUAUGCCAAAUGAAUAUGUUUAUGAGCCUUGGACAGCUCCUUUGAGUGUCCAAAGGAAAGCAAACUGCAUAAUUGGAAAAGACUAUCCAAGGCCAGUGGUCUCCCAUGAUACUGCGAGCAAGGAAUGCAAGAAAAAGAUGGGGGAAGUGUACGCCAAGGACCGGUCUAUGAAAAGUUGCAAAAAAGAAUCUUCUAAAUCCGCAACGUUGCGGAAAAGAAAAAACUAUUGAAGGAGACUUUCCUGGGUUGCCAUGAUCGCUGGAUUUAUCAACAAUGGGCGACCCAAGGAUGCUGGCUCUGUUUUGCUCCAAGGACUGAAAAAUGAUGAACCUUGAUCAAAUUACGCUUGAAGCUAUGUAUAGAUAUCCACAACUAUAUCAUUGAUAAGGCCAUUGAAUUGAACCUGAUUCUCUACGACUCUCUUCUGAACAUGUCAAGUGUGGGCAGAUUGGUACUGCCGAUAAGUUGUUCGAUGGAAUGACUAAAAAGUACUCCUUCUCAUGGAACAUUCUGAUACUUGGGCUUCUGGAAAAUGGGAACUUUGCGGAGGCCCUCAGGUUAUUUUCAGAGAGGAAAUCAAGGGACAUAAAGGUGAAUGAAGCAACCAUUCUCAUCUUAUUUAUUGUCCUCUUGUGGACUGCAAUGAUCUCAGGACUAGCCAUUCAUGGGCAUGGCAAAGAGGCUAUGGAAGUUUUUGGCCGAACGAAAGCUUCUAGGGAAGAUUCGGCAGAACCCAACUCGACCACAUUCUUAAAUGUUCUAUCUGCAUGCUAUAUAUAGCAAUUCACCAAAGGAACUAAAGAGAACCAUAGUUUGACUGUAAAAUGCCUAAACUCAAGUGACAAAUGUUGUAUUA
Zingiber officinale is the source of this 2307-nucleotide messenger RNA. Its product is annotated as (6-4)DNA photolyase-like. Gene Ontology annotation, biological process: circadian regulation of gene expression; entrainment of circadian clock by photoperiod. Gene Ontology annotation, cellular component: cytoplasm; nucleus. The record is from RefSeq and is a predicted model, not a curated record. Lineage: Eukaryota; Viridiplantae; Streptophyta; Magnoliopsida; Zingiberales; Zingiberaceae. The coding region runs from base 122 to 1681 and encodes 519 amino acids. The transcript is spliced from 15 exons. Gene Ontology annotation, molecular function: DNA binding; FAD binding.